Alternaria burnsii is the source of this 1353-nucleotide messenger RNA. RefSeq lists its product as uncharacterized. The transcript is spliced from 5 exons. The coding region runs from base 1 to 1353 and encodes 450 amino acids. The record is from RefSeq and is a predicted model, not a curated record. NCBI's taxonomy places the organism in Eukaryota, Fungi, Ascomycota, Dothideomycetes, Pleosporales, Pleosporaceae.
AUGAUGGGCAAGAUAUAUUCGCAGGCAUAUGAAGUUCUCGUCUGGCUUGGUCGGUCGACUCUACUUACCGCCGAACUUCUAUAUAAUAUGCACGGCCUCGAGGUUGACGAGAACUACAGACUGGCUUGGAAAACAGAGAUUGAUAGUUUUGAGAAGGAGCGUAUGCAAUCCGACCUAGAAUACCUUUGCAGAUUCGAGUAUUGGGAGCGACUCUGGGUCGUACAGGAGUACCUACUGGCAAAAGAUGUGAUAAUAUGGUGCGGCGCCGAUUCAUUCGACCCAGAAAAGAUCAAGUGGCUGGUGUAUGUGGAGUUCAAGGAACGUCACCUGGCAGAGAGUUGCGCCAUACAACUAUUGCAGGGAAGAAAAGUGCGAAACGUACAUGCCGAACAGCUCUCCCUCAAACGACACCUCGAUGACUUCGUGACUAGCUUGAAUAUGCCCGCUACUAACGCGGCUAAGAGUCGCAAGAGGAAGCGCACAGUUUCAAAUCCAAUUCCUGUCCAGCUUCAGAGUCAGCUGCUCACGUUGCCUGGCGAGAUACGCAAUGCGAUCUAUCAUGAAGAUGAGUUGCCUACUACAGCUCAGAUCAGGCGGUUUCAUGCCGUCAAGGAACUGAUGCACACUUGCCGGCAGCUCCGCCUCGAGACUAGGGGAUAUAACUGGAUACACGUGUCUUGGAGCUGUGAAGUUAUCUGCAGUCCACUCAAUAAGUGGUUUGAUCCAGUCCCUGUUUGCCCCAAUCGUCUCCAGAUUCAGCCAUUGUGCGGAGGGCCAAGUCCCAAGAGUGCCUCUGAACAUGCUCGCAUCCUGGUCCGACUGUCCUCCAAACCUCCUCGCAUGGCUGUUGAUCGUCGCAAGGAUGAACCAGACUACUACUCCAUCGAUAGCGAUAUGUUCGACGAGCACGUCAGGCUGUGUGAAGCACAUCCCCACCUCGAGGUUAUCGUGUUGUCGAAUAGUCUAAGAAUCACCCAAGGCUGCCGUGGUCUCCUUGUCGCUGGAGCUGCCAUUCAGCUGAUCUUACGAGGAAAGAGGGUGAGCUUUGACGUUGAUGCCGCGUUCACCAGCGAUGUCGACAAGGUCGCACAAGCGAUGACGACCCGCAACGGUUUUGGGAGCUUUGAACAGGGCUUCCGCUAUCCGGAUAAUCUAAAAUAUUUUCCACAGGAUUCUUACAACGAGGCCGAACUAAGGUACUCGCAAACAGAAAAGAAGAGGGAAUUUGAGAAUUGGUUGGCGCAAAUCAAGGAGUGCACGUCAGCCAUGUCCACGCCAACGACCGAUAGUGAUCUGCGGGUUCUUGACGACAUGUUCACGAAUGCUCCUCGUCAAUCAAAGGCUGUUAAAUAA